Pelagomonas calceolata is the source of this 1306-nucleotide messenger RNA. The record is from the annotation of a GenBank genome assembly. Lineage: Eukaryota; Pelagophyceae; Pelagomonadales; Pelagomonadaceae.
AUCGAGCUCUCAAAACUCGACUGCAGCAAGGUGCGCCUGUGGGUCGUCGCUGAGGAAUUGAACGAACGCACACUGCCACACACGCACUGGAGAGCAGCACAGUUGGCGAAACGCGCAUCAAUACGCGUCUGCAGAGCAUACGCGAGGCAACCACUGUCGAGCUGACAGCAGCACCGGAGGCGUAGAGGGGUCUUAAGGAAGCAGCACACGACCACGAUGGCGGACCCCACGAGCGACGACUACUACCGCGUGCUCGGCGUGCCAAGAGACGCCACUGAAGCGCAAUUAAAGAAAGCCUACCGCAAGCUCGCGAUAAAGUACCACCCGGACAAGAACCCCGACGACAAGCGGGCGGAGGAGCACUUCAAGGCCGUGUCCGAGGCCUACGACUGCUUGCAGGAUAAACAGCGGCGCGCGGCCUACGACAAUUAUGGCAAGGACGGCGCGAAGGCCGCGGAGCAGGGCCAGAGCGUGCCCGGCGGCUUUCCCGGGGGCGGCUUCCCGGGCGGCGGCGUGCGCAUGGACGCGCGGCGCGCGGAAGAAAUGUUUUCCAUGUUUUUUGGCGGGGGCGGCAUGGGCGGCGGCGACGACCCCUUCGAGUCCAUGUUCGGCGGCUCCGGGUUCGGCGGCAUGCCGGGAGGCAUCCGCAUCCAGAUGGGCGGUGGUCCGGGUGGCCCGCAGGUCUUCUCGUCGUUCGGAGGGGGUCCUUCGAGAAGGCGCGCGCCGCCGCCCCCGAAACGCUACGACGUGCUACAGCCUAAUACUAAGGUCGUGCUGAAGGAUUUGGUGUCCAAACCGGAAUUAAAUAAUGAGAUGGCUUCCGUACAAUCAUAUGAUGAUAGUAAGGGGCGGUAUAACGUCAAGCUCGACGACGACGGCGACGUCUUGUCGUUGAAACCGCAGAACCUCCAGCAGAUCUUGCGGGGAGUGCGAUUAACGGAUAUCAAGUCGUCUCCGGAACUAGACGGCAAGUCGGGCAAUCUGUUGGGAGCGCGGCGGAGUCCAACGGGAGACGAGCGCUACGUCGUGGCGCUGUCCUCCGUCAGGCAGACUGUGGCAGUCAAGAGCGAGAACCUGAUCCUGCCGGCCGGCGCGCUCGUAAGGGUGGUGGGCACGUCGCGGGCCGAGCUGAACGGGAGGCAGGGCACGGUGCAGUCCUGGGACGGCGGCGCGGGGCGGUACGUCGUCCAGACGUCGGCGAGCGACCAGCUCAAGCUGAGGCUUUGCAAUGUCGAGCUAGUUUGAAUUUUGUAUUAAGUACGCUUCGCGGCGAUGGCGUACGUCGUCUCCAAACUUACGCAGGGGG